AUGGCUUUGAGGAUGAGUCUUUACAAUAUAGCUCAGCCUGUCGGAGCAAUGCUGUCAGGUGCAAUGCAGGGUGCGCUUUCAACAAAUCUGGAUGGUGCACUUGGUCGGACUGGCUGGCGAUGGGCAUUCAUUAUUAAUCCGGACCGUCCGAACCCACUGGCCAAGUUUUAUCUGAGACCCCGAGACAUUGAAGUGGCCGAGGCGAGAACUCGGCGGAUAGGGCGUGAUGCCCAAACUUUCUUCCGCUGCUUCAAGUUCUGGCAUAUUUGGUUGUUCUCAAUUGCCUGGGCUAUUGGAUCUGGAAUCACGCCUUCUAGUUAUUUCAACCUUUGGUUAAAGUCACUAAAAAAUCCAGAUGGAACCAAGAGAUACUCAGUCGGCAUGCUGAACUAUUUACCCAUCACCGGCCAAGCAUUGCAGCUAGUUGCAGAGCUUCUGUUCAGUGGGUUCAGUGAUUAUCUUGGAACUCGAUUGCCAUUUCUGCUUCUUCAAUCAGUUAUCAGCAUCACCUCACUCAUCAUUCUGAUCAUUCGACCGGGAAAUGAGCACGCUUAUAUGGCUGGAUGGUACUUGAAUUAUGUAGGCGCGUGA
Messenger RNA from Penicillium brevicompactum, 591 nucleotides. RefSeq names its product Major facilitator superfamily domain general substrate transporter. NCBI's taxonomy places the organism in Eukaryota, Fungi, Ascomycota, Eurotiomycetes, Eurotiales, Aspergillaceae. The record is from RefSeq and is a predicted model, not a curated record. Gene Ontology annotation, molecular function: transmembrane transporter activity. Gene Ontology annotation, cellular component: membrane. The coding region runs from base 1 to 591 and encodes 196 amino acids. The transcript is spliced from 7 exons.